Daphnia pulex (common water flea) is the source of this 984-nucleotide messenger RNA. Its product is annotated as vegetative cell wall protein gp1-like. The transcript is spliced from 2 exons. NCBI's taxonomy places the organism in Eukaryota, Metazoa, Arthropoda, Branchiopoda, Diplostraca, Daphniidae. The record is from RefSeq and is a predicted model, not a curated record. Bases 66 to 866 code for a protein of 266 amino acids.
UCUCAGCUCUUUCAGCUUCAACACAUCAACUCCAGCUCCAAUCAGCUUCUCAUAUCUUUCCAGAGAUGAAGGUGAUUUUGUUACUCGCCCUGAUGGUGGUUUUCGUCCAGGGAAGAAGUAUUGCCGGAAGUGACCGAUUCUUGAAUUUCCUCUUCCCGACGACUACUAUGAAACCUUACGGUUACAACCAUCAAAACAACUACAACAACAACAAACCGAUGACUCCUUCUGGGCUGAAACCAGCGACGAAGCGCCCCUAUUACCAGCGACCCUAUGAGCCACGCAGGCCAACACCUGGAAACAUUUCGUUCGUUUUGAACAUGCCAGCCGUGCCGGCCGUUGCCGCUCUUCCCGAAACUGUUUAUCCAGCAUACCCAACCAAACCGUCCGCUACUGCAACUUAUUUGGCUCCAGCAGCUUACCCAACUCCGGCACCUAUUACUCCGUCUCCGGCACUUUAUUCGACUCCAGCAGCUUAUCCAACUCCCGCACCUUAUUCGGCUGCUCCAGCACCUUCUCCACCAGCUUAUCCGACUUCUGCUCCGGCACCUUCUCCAGCAACUUAUCCAACUUCCGCAUCUUAUUCGGCUGCUCCGGUACCUUCUCCAGCAACCAAUUUGGUUCCAACAGCACCCAAUUUCGCCGGUCCAUCCAGUUCGGGAGCGUCUCCAGCAGCCGGGCCAUCAAAUCUAAUGGACUUGCCUGCACUAGCUUCUUCGGCUAUUCCAGUUUCGUCUCUGCCUCCUCUUCCUACGCUUCCGUCUCUUCCACCUCUUCCUUUUUUUUCUGAUGCCGCCAAUGCCAUCCAGUCUAUCCUCCCACCUCUGCCUCCUCUGCCUUCUUCUCUGCCUCCUAUCGGCAAAUGAAACUUUGACGUUUCUAAAUUCGCCCAGGAAAAGAGGAUCUGAAAGAUCGUAUUAAUCAUUAUUUAAUUAUUGUAACUGUGACUGUCAAAUGAAAAAAUAAAAAGCGAUUCUUUCACAA